Vicia villosa (hairy vetch) is the source of this 1088-nucleotide messenger RNA. RefSeq lists its product as uncharacterized. Bases 312 to 881 code for a protein of 189 amino acids. The record is from RefSeq and is a predicted model, not a curated record. The transcript has 2 exons. NCBI's taxonomy places the organism in Eukaryota, Viridiplantae, Streptophyta, Magnoliopsida, Fabales, Fabaceae.
ACUUUCCAUCCUCAAAAUCUAAAUCCAAAUCCAAACCUUCGUUUCGCUUUCCCUUCUUCCCACCUGGGUUGUUUAUUUACGUUUAUACCCUUCUGGUUAUGCUAGUUCCCGGUCGGCGUAACAAACUCAGCCGAAGCUCCUCCACAGCUCUCGGUUUUCCCCGCCUCGGAUACCUCCGCUACCGCCGUCUAAAGGUAGCCAACAAAAAUAAAAUAUCCCAAAAUUUCUGACAAAUUCCUGUUUCACCCCUGUAUAUAUACAAAUAUUCCAUUUUUCUCCAAUCAGAUAACGUUGAUUUCGAUUUCGAUUUGAUGCCAAGUCCCAAGAACCACAGGAAGGAAAGGCUAGAUAAACGAUCUUCGUCUUUUCACGGUGACAAAGCCAUGCCUACCGCCACAAUCCGCCGUCCGAUAACCGCUCCUGAUCUCGUAUCUUACCGGAACAGCAUGGUUCCGGUAACAGAAGGUCUUCCAAGACAUCCUCCGAAGCUUCUCCUGAAGGUAACCGUUCUCGGAAGCCUCGGUCCUGUUCAGAUACUGCUGAAGCCGGAAUCAACCGUCGGCGAUCUCGUGAACGCGGCGGUUCGGCAGUAUGUUAAGGAAGGCCGCCGUCCGAUUUUACCUUCGAAUGUUGCCUCCGAUUUCGACCUUCACUAUUCACAGUUUAGUUUAGAAAGUUUGUGUAGAGAUGAUAAACUAAUGAAACUUGGAUCUAGAAACUUCUUUAUGUGUCCGAGAAACACUCCCCAUGCGGCGGAGGGUAUUUCUGGAACAAGCAAAGACAGUGGCGUUACGGCGUCGUCUUGUGGCAAAGAGGUUGAUAAUUGUGGUGGUGGCGGAGGUGGUUUUGGGUGGUUCAAACUUCUGCAUUUCAGGCUGUAAUUGGUUAGUUAUAAUGUUUGAUAAAAAUAAAAAAAUUUAUUUUUGUUUGGUUGAAAAAAUUGCCAUAACUUGUAAAAAUAGGUUGGCAAGUAGGGAGUAGUAGGAACAAGGUUUGAGAUUUGGGAGCAUUUGAAGCAAAGCAAAAUUGUAAAAAUUUGCAUGCGUAGUUUUUAACGCAUAGUAAAUGGGUAAUCUUAAACGGUUGAA